AUAUAUAUAUAUAUAUAUAUAUAUAUAUAUAUAUAUAUAUAUAUAUAUAUAUAUUUUGUACCCUUCGAAUUUUUACCUAUAUAAACUUAAAUAUUCCGUAACUUCCACCUCUGUUUGGCAACACUGCCAUUGUCGCAGACCCAAACAUUCAACAACAACGUCUGCCUCGUCAACAGCAGCACCAUCAGGGAAACACUCCUUGAACACAAACCGCUACCAUGGUGUACCUGCACUUUCCAAGCAACCUCACUGAGGAGGAACAGAUGCUGCAGGCCAAGUAUCAGAAACUGCGACGAAAGAAAAAAGCUUUGCAUGCCCUCAAAGCACCUAAACAAGAGCCAGAGCCACUGGUUCCCUUGAAACGCCCCAUGGAAGCUAAGGAUGCAAAAGAAAUGGCCAAGAAACUCAUCAAAUCCGGAGCCAUCAAAGUUCCAGAGAGACCACAGGCAGCUACUGAGAAGACAACAUUCAAACGCUCAAUGGGCUUGGAGAGAAAGUUAUCAGCUGCUGACAAAGCUCCAUCAGGUUAUCAACCAUUUUCUACAACCCACCCAGAGGAAGAGAUUCACGAGUCCAGGGUCAAAGUAAAACAAAAUUUGUACGAUAGUUUUGUAACAGCACGAGACCGAGAGGAGCGUGGGGAAUUUACUAGAGAUGGACGAGGAGCAGAUGGCAAGCCCAGACAAGGACACACCAUUUAUGUGUAUGGAUAUCACAUAUCAGAAGAGGUCCUUAAAAAGGCCUUCUCCACUUUUGGGAACAUUGUCAAUGUUAACAUGGAAAUUGAAAAAAAUUGUGGAUUUGUUACCUUCGAUAAAGUUGAAUCUGCUGAGAAAGCUAUUGCUGAUAUGAAUGGCAGCAUGGUGUCUGGCAUCCAGCUCAAAGUGUCACUUGCACGUCGGCAGCCUGUCAUUGAUCCUAUCAACGAUGCUUCUUCUUCAGCCACUUGGUCCACCAUUGCUGCAAGUCACUCGCAGAAAGGAUCACACAAGGAUAAGAGGGACCUGGUAGCCUAUGAUGAUAACUUCUUCUGAGGAUGCUGCAGCAUUGUACUACAUAGGGAUCGACUCAGCUAUCCCUGCAAUUUGGAAUGAAAUUAGAUCACUAGCUGUGUGUGCAGCAACAACUCCUGCAUUCAAGUCAGGCAAACUUUAUAGCAUGUGCAUCCUUGCAGGACCUCUUUAAUGGCUGCUGUCUUUUUGGGUUCCUUAUGCCACCCAUUAUUGCCAUAAUGGAGGAUUGGACUUCCUUCAGCUUCUUUAACCUUAUCAAAAUCAAAUAAGAUUAUGUGUUGUAAUAAUCUUGGGUGAUUGUCAGUUGUAGAUAAUUAUUGAUUUGUAAUGGAGGAGUUGUAUUGUUGCAAGGUGCUAAGGUUCCCAGCCUAUGAGGACAUUCAAUGAUGUAAAAGGCAACACAAGAGGAUUACUAGUUAUUUAAUGUUCAGAUUUGUUAAGCACAUGAAUCUAUCUGGUUAUGCUGAUAAAUUGGAAAAUUGUUUUAUUACAUAUUGCUUUAUGACUGACAGAAAAGUGACUGAAAAUGUACUUUGCAGAAAGGGGAAGCACUCCAUCUUGUGUUUCUUUAAACAAGAGAAUCUGGACCAGAUGAUGCCUGGCAUCAACCCUCUGGCUUUGUGGUUUGCUAGUUUUAGUUCUGCUAUCCAUCACGUCUGAUGCUCUCCAGAGUGUAUAGAAAAAACUAAUUUCCACAAAAGAAGCACAGUAUUCAGUGCAAUAAAUGCACAUACUGUCUCAGGUAAUUAAGUUCAAGAAUUACCUGUUACAGAAACAUUUACAAAGACUUAUCAAGCUAUGCAGAAGUUGAAGAGUGGCAUGUGAAUGGUUACAAUGAUGACACAAGAGGAACCACAGUGGAGGCUAGAAGGGAGUGAAUAUUGAUGCAGAUAUUGUUUGAGUGAAUCACCAUAUUAUAAGAAAAGACAACUUUAUUUGUAUAAAUGUCAUCAGAGUUGUUGAGUAUGAAUGAUCAAGUAGUCCACUAAGAGUGAAUAAAUAUAUCAGAUUUCA
Molecule: messenger RNA, 2027 nt
Organism: Portunus trituberculatus (swimming crab)
Lineage: Eukaryota; Metazoa; Arthropoda; Malacostraca; Decapoda; Portunidae
Gene: Nelf-E
Product: negative elongation factor E-like
Exons: 8
Coding region: 219-1034 (271 amino acids)
Biological process (GO): negative regulation of transcription elongation by RNA polymerase II
Cellular component (GO): NELF complex
Molecular function (GO): RNA binding
Source: RefSeq, a predicted model, not a curated record